GGCCUAGAUGAAAAGAGUAUGUCCAAAUACGUCGCGUUGAAAGUAGCACAUCACUCUUAAAGUUGCAAGCAUACCUAGGAUACGUUGUUAAACUUGCCAAGCCAUCAUAGACCUCGGGCUGGCUGUGCCGCUGUAAAAGCAGCGCUUAUCCACACAGAAUGAAUCGUAAGCGUCCAGAGCCUAUCGCUGUUCCGGAGGAGAAGAAGACGUCCUACGUGCUAACGAAUAAGGGCAAGUUCGUGGAGGGUGACUUAACCAUCAGCCGCGAGGGACUGCAAAUUAAUUCACCAGCAAGUACACUUGGAGCGGCUCGCCCUGGUUCAGCGAACUCUCUUCAGCCAAACAAGCGCCCGCUACCACAAGAGGAGGAUUCAGCAAGUUCGCGGGGCCCCGGGGAGGCCAGCACCAGUGGAGGCGGCGCCUCCGUCAGCCCACGACAACGCGCUGGCGGCAGCGGCGCUGGGGCGGGAGCCACAGAGGGCCUCACGCCGGAUGACUUUGAGGAGAUUUGCGUGAUCGGUCAGGGCAGCAGCGGCGUGGCAAAGAAGGUUCGCAACAAGCGAGAUGGGCGGCACAUGGUACUGAAAGUGAUCCAGUUUGACGUGUCUUCGGACACCGUACGGAAGCAGGUAACUACGGAGUUGCGGACGUUAUACGGCGCGGAUCAUCGCAAUGUCGUACGGUACUAUGCGGCAUUCUUCGACAAUGGGGCCAUCACCAUUGCCAUGGAGUACUGCGACGCGGGGAGCCUAGGGGACCUGCUGAAGGCACGGGCGAAGCAGUACCAACAGCAACAGCUCCGGACACUGCAGCAGCAGUCCAGUCAAAAGGCCGCGACAGCAGCUGCCACCGGCUCUGCGGGCGGGUCCGGGUCUGCGGGUGGGGCGACUGCUGGCGUGGGCGGGUCCUCGGACUCGUGUGCUGCAGCGGAGCACCUGGCGGGACCCGGGCUGCCUGAGCCCGUCAUCGCGCACAUCGCUCGGCAGCUGGUGGCGGGGCUGCACUACCUGCACAAGGAGCUCAAGGUUGUCCACCGCGACAUCAAGCCCUCCAACCUGCUGCUCAACAGCGCGGGCGAGGUGAAGAUCAGCGACUUUGGCGUGUCGGGGCAGCUGGCCUCCUCCGUCUCCAACUGCCUCUCCUGGGUGGGCACCGUCACCUACAUGAGCCCCGAGCGCAUCAAGGGCGACUCGUACAGCUUUGACAGCGACCUGUGGAGCCUGGGGCUCACGCUGCUGGAGUGCGCGCUGGGGCGCUUCCCGUACCCGCCGCCGGGCGAGUCCGGUGUGACUCUGGGCUUCUGGGAGCUGCUGGAGUACAUUGUGAUGGAGCCGCCGCCCGCGCUGCCCGCCGACCAGUUCUCACCUGAGCUUGUGGACUUUGUGGGGCAGUGCCUGCAGAAGGACGCCAAGGCGCGGCCCAGCGUCACGGCGCUGGCGCAGCACCCCUUCCUGAAGAUGUACCCGGACGCCUCGCUGAGGGAGGUGCUGCAGCCGGCGGUGGAGGCGGCGGCGGCGGUGGAGGCGGCAGGGACUGCGGCCAAGGCUGCGGCAGCGGCAGCGUUGGGGGCGCGGUGAAGGCGCGAAGGUGGGGGAGGUUAGUAUGAGGUAUGGCUUGUUGUGUAGGCCGGGCGCAGGCGUGCGUUUGAGUGAAGGCGGGGAGGAUGGAAUGAGGGAGAAGGGAAACGCGGCAAGAGUUUGUGUAGACGCGCGGACGAGGGGCAGCAGUCACAGCGCAGAUUUCGUCUUCCCCCCUUAAUUACAGCAGGAUGCCACCUAUUGGCUGGCCAAAAGGCCAAGAGUUUAGCGAGGAUGUUGCAAUAGAUUGGGAACUUCGUGAUGCGAUGAGAAUAUUCGUGCGGACGUUGAAGCACCAACGGCCUGUGUAGUCAUGGGGCAGGCAAAGGCGCACCGCGGAACCGGCGUGCAUUCUUAUUGAUACCUCUCGUUUAUUGGCAGGUAGGUAAGCAGAUUGUGUCUGGAGGCUCGCGUGCUGCUGCGCUCGUGUUUAGUAAUGCUUGGUCAGGUCUUAUGGGCGAGGGUUAGCGGCGCCCAAGGACUGUGUGAUCCGCUGAUCUCGGCAGUUGUCUCGUGAUUUUCUUAAUACGCGAUUAAUGUAGGUGGCAUGACAUGAGGGCACAUCGACCUUGUAUGCAACCCGUUGGAAGCAGACGGCAGGCUCGAUGGGAGGCACAUGGGAAAGUCGGCGAAUGGUUGGCGAGUUUUGCGCCGCAACGCGGAUAGGUAAGUGAGGUGCGAUGGGCGUUUUGUGGAAAUUUUAAUGGUCUCAUGAGCGGGUGACUUGGCCUUUUAUGGUUGUCUGGCUAGUUGGCUUUUGAUUCCCGCCGUCUGUUCGUUUGAUGCUUGGUCUGUUGGUUUGUUAUUGGGUUGUUACCUUGUUGGCGUGCGGUGGUCUUCAGUAUGCUAACGGUAGCACCGGGCAUUAUCUUAGUAGAAAAUUAAAGCAAAUUUGCAAACGUGCGUAGAGCCGUUAUCGUCGCCAUGCAGCACCGCAGUACGGCAAACGCUGUGUUGCUCGUGUUGGCGUUUGCUGCGCCGUGCUUGCGUCGUUGUGGCGACACCCUCAUUCUGGAGGUAUCCCUACUUGCUGUGAUCCUCCUGCAUGCACGCGGCACCCUAACACGUGAUUCUCCGCCUAUUCAUAGUCGCAACGUUGGUAACUGCAUGGAAUCGUUCCGUCCGGCAUCUGGAUGUGUUGCCAUUGAUGUUUUGGCCCGGAGGGACAGCUGUCCUUAAGUAGCAAUCAAGCAGUUAUAGAAUCUCUGAAUAAAUAUUUGCCCUGGGGAAUGUUGACAUAGGAUAGCACAGAGGUAGGUAUCGUAUUGAGUAUAGGGAGUGGCUAGCAAGUAGCAACAUCCCGGCUCCCUCCCUCCCUGGGACUGGUAGGCCCCGGCGGGAGGAGCUGAAGCAGACGGCACUAGUGUUGAAAUGUAAAAGCAACAUGGUG
Messenger RNA from Astrephomene gubernaculifera, 2967 nucleotides. Lineage: Eukaryota; Viridiplantae; Chlorophyta; Chlorophyceae; Chlamydomonadales; Astrephomenaceae. The record is from the annotation of a GenBank genome assembly.